Messenger RNA from Closterium sp. Naga37s-1, 6042 nucleotides. The record is from the annotation of a GenBank genome assembly. Lineage: Eukaryota; Viridiplantae; Streptophyta; Zygnematophyceae; Desmidiales; Closteriaceae.
AUGACGGCGGGGCCUGCUGGCGGGCUUGUCGAUGGCGGCGUGGCCGUGCUACUUGCGGCACUCCCCAUUUUCACGGUUCUGCUGGCGGCAUGGGUGCUGGGCGUGUCUAUGGCGGCCUGGCUGUGCUACCAACGGCACUCCUCGUACGAGAUUCAUUUUUACCUUUCACACAGCAUCGAAAUUCUCUCUCUACUGCUCUGCGCUGCCACAGGCCCCAUCUUCGCGGUUCUGAUGACGGCAUGGGUGCUGGCGGGGUCGUCGAUGGCGGCGUGGCUGUGCUACUCGCGGCACGCGUCGUACGAGAGCGAGCGGUGGCAGGACCUCGACACGUGGUGCUACGAACGCGCCAAGCUCUUCGAGCAGCACACACUCACCACCGUCAGCCAGAUCCGUACCUUUGCAGGCCUGGCGUCCGUGAUGGGAAGACCCAAGGAGCACAGCAAGUGGGCGUGGGAUAAGUGUUUCACGCAGCAGCGAUGGGACGAGUACAUCAACAGGACGGGGUACUCUCGGCCAGGCAACACCGGAGGAGCCAUCUGCCUCUUUGUCACCGACAAGGGGAGGCCUGCGUUUGAGCGGCAGUAUGGCGGGCCGAUAGUGGACAUGGCAGGGCAGCCGCAACAGCGACAGCCGCUCUACUGCCCCAAGUUGCUGGACAUCCAUUACUACCGCGGCUCCAUCCCGCUUAUGGACAUCGUGCAUCGCCUGCCUCAGGAGAUGCCUCUCGUGAAGCGCACGGGGGACGUGGUUUUUGGUUUUGUCGUGCCCGUCGGAAACCUCUCCUUCAACCUCACUGGCUUUCCCGUUGUGUUCCCCAUCUUCCAGCAUCCGCUCUCGCGGACCACAAUCGGGCACGAGCCGGGAGAGGCAGUGACGGGGGCAGCGGGCGCGGUGGUGGAUCUCGUGUCCAUCAUUCGCAACGUGCUGGAGAAUGUGUUUAGCCCAGGAGCAACGCGCCUUCGUUCCUCUCGACCUGCUGGGCGGCCGCCUUCGCCAGUACCAGGUCUGGUGCCGGUGAGUGCGGUGCUAAGGAGUUGUUGGCCCAGCCUGCUACAGAUCGGCUACACCCAACCGACCAACGCAUGGCAGUCAUGGGGCGUGCCCAUCCUCUGGGCUCUACUCGCCCUCGUGCUCACAGCACUGGUCGCAGCAGUCGCAUGGCAGCAACGAGUGGGAUACCUGCACAGCCAAGAAUUAUUGGCAAAAGCAGACGUAGUCCGAGAGAGUGCGCUAGCAGCGGAGCGGUCCAAGAGCAUGUUCGUGGCGUCGAUGUCUCACGAGCUGCGCACGCCCAUGAUCGGCAUCAUGGGGUUGUUAGAUGCCCUGGCAGACAUGGGGCUGAGUGGGGCUCAAAUAACGGAUGUGGGGGAGGCGAGGGUAGCAGCGGAGGACACGGUGCGGCUGGUGAACCGCGGGCUUGAUCUGUCCAAGCUGGAGGCCCGCAAGAUGGGGCUUUGCUGCGCGCCCUUGGACCUGCGCGCUUGGAUGGAGCGAAUAGUGAGGGAGAGCUACUGGAGGGCUCGCCAGCAGGGGAUCGAAUUGGUGGGAGUGGUGGAUGUGAACGUGCCUGUGGAGUUGGAGGUUGACGCCAUGCGACUCACACAGGCUUUCCAGGAGCUGAUAGACAAUGCGCUUCACCACACCGCGGAGGGCCAUGUGCUGCUGCGCGUGGCUGUGUGCCCUGCCUCCACGCCUCUAGAGGACGCCCUCCUCCAUAUCAGUCAGUGCUCUCUCCUUCCUCUAGUUUUCCCUCCCUCUCUUGUGCUUCCUCCUCUCGUGGGUCCUCUCAACCCUACCCCCUCUCCUGAGGCACCUCAAAGCCACGUGCUGCUGCGUGUGGCUGUGUGGCCUGCCUCCACACCUCUAGAGGACGCCCUCCUCCAUAUUAACGCAUCAGGUGCACCGAUCCAGCCGUGCCCUCCUCCCAGCCCCUCUUUCUUCGCCCGUGCUACUGACGUCUCAAAAGGCCUCCCCACCCUUGUUGCUCCCUCCCUCUUUCACCCAUGUUUCUCCAUUUUCUCUCCUUCAGACGCAUCAGGUGCACCGAUCCAGCAGUGCCCUCCUCCUAGCCCCUCUUUCUUCGCCCGAGCCACUCACUUUGCCUCCAUCAUUGCAACACGCUUCUCGCAUGCUCUCUCAAAGCCUUGGAGUAAACCAGAUGCAGCAGCACAGAGUGAAGCGAUUGAAGGGCGAGCGGUGGUAGGAGGAACGGAAGAAGCAGCAGGGGAAACGUCGGGGGAAAGUGGGCAAGUGAGGGAGGGAGUUGGAGGGGAGGGGGGAAGUGAGGGGUCUGAAGAUGGUAGUGGAUGGAGCGGGGGUGGGGAGGUGGAGGGCGUGCAGAUGGCAUGUGGGGAUUCUCAGGAGUCUCUUGCAGCAGGGGGUGGGGAGCGCAUGCAGCUGGUGGUGGUGUGUGAGGAUACGGGCACUGCCAAGGAAGGAGGAGGGCAUACUGUGUCCUCUGGCAUUUCUCCUGCUGCUGGCUCACUGAUCUACUUGCUGCUUCUACGUGCCUGCCUGCUUGGCUAUGUUCGAUUAAUGCAGGGGCGGACAGAGAGUGGAGGGGCGGGGCUGGGUCUGGCUCUCACGCACCAACUGGUGACCCUCAUGGGGGGGCAUGUGGCCUACCUGUCUCAUCCCGGCAUCGGCUCAACCUUCGCCUUCUCCCUCCCCUUCUCCCUCCCCUUCUCCCUCCCCUUCUCCCCGCCCCCCUCGCCCCCCUCGCCCCCCGUCACUCCCACUGCCAUUACUCGCCCCUCCUUUCCUCCCCAUCGUGUUACUCACCCUUGCGCUUCUGACAUCCUCGGAACUCAUACUGCUUGUCCUCUCUCGCAAGAGGAUGCGGGAGGAGGGGAGGGGGGAGAGGAGAGAGAGGAGGAUGCGAUCAGGCCGGAGGAUAUGUGGGGAUGUGCUGCAAUGCUGCGACAUAGGGGCGCACUGUAUUGCCGCAGCAGGGGGGAUGGGGAGCGUUCCAGGGCUGUGGGACAAGAGCAGGGAGAGGGGCGGACAUGGGAGAGGGAGGAGGGGGAGGAGGGGGAAGAGGAUGAGAAUGAUGCCGAGGAGUUGUGGAGAUGUGGGGCCAUUCUGGGGCGCAGGAGCGGACUGAAUCGCAGAGGCACGGGGGACAUGAGGCAUUCAAGAAGCACACUGGGCUGUAGCAGCAGGGGAGGAGUGGGGAAUUCAGCGGCAGAGACACGCGGGCAGGUUGAGAGGCGGAAAUGGGAGAGGGAGGAGGGGGUGGGGUGUAUGAGGGGCUUGGAGGGAGUGGCUGUUGGCGUAACGGGGCGCGACCCGGGCAGGAGAGAGAUUGGAGAGGGAGGACGGGAUGGGGUAUCUGCUGGGCUGGGCUUGGAGGGAGUGGCUGUUGGCAUAGCGGGGCGCGACCCGUACAGGAGAGAGGGAGCGGUUUUCUUGCGUAGCGGGGCGGGGAGUGAGAUGUACGGGAGGGAGGUGAGUAGAUGGUGGGUGUGUGGGCGGACUCCACACUGUGGAGCUCACAGCGAGAAUCCUAUCAGGACUCGGCGCACGCACACGUGCACGUACUGCCACACCCAACAACAGACGCUCUUGAGACUUCUCAAGCCCGACUCACAGCUGGAGACCCAUCAGCAGGACUUGAUGCCCACGUGCAUUUGCUGCCGGACUUGUGCAAACCAGGAGCCUCAGAAAUCGGUUCCGAAGACAGUGCCUUUGGGGGAGACAGUGGGGAGCAGUCACGGGGAUUCCAAAGGAGAACGAAAUGGGGAAGAUUCAUAUCUGUCUCUGCACUCUCUCAACACAAGUCAUGUGGGGGACACGGUGGGGAGCAGCAGCAGGGAGUCAGGAGGCGAGGCUAGUGGGAGGAAGUUAUUAUCAUCUCCCUGCCAGUCCCCCUCCGCGGGUCAUGUGGGGAGGAUGGUGGAGAGCGGUAACGGGGAGUUUGGAGGGUGGGUGAUGAGGUGGUUCAGUGGGAAGAGGAGGGCGGGAGAAGAAGGGGAGGGGAGAUCGGGAACAGAGGAAGAGGAGAUGAGGGAGAGUCGGCCUUGGGUGGUGGUGGUGGAGGAGGAGGAUCUGUGGAGGGUGCAGAGUGAGGGAGGAGGGGAUGUAUCUUGUAACGGUGCAUGGAGGAGGGGAGGGGGGGAAGUAGCUUGUGAGGCUGCAGGCUGCAGGGGGGGAAGAUCUAUGGAGGCAGCAGCAUGGCAGGCAGGUGUGCGGGCGUGGGGCAAGAGAGGGCCUGUGGUGGCGCUGGUGCCAGCAGGGGGAGGCAGCAGGGAGGCAGCAGUGUGGCAUGCAGGUGUGCGGGCGGUGAGAGGGAUGGAAGGGAUGGGGUGUGAUGCUCUGGUGGUGGGGGCGGUCGUUCUGACAGACUGCUGUGGUGGAGAGGUGAUGGGGGAUGGGGACGAGGGGGAGGAUGCAGAAGAGGAAGAGGACGAGGAAGAGGAGGAGGAGCAGUGGGAGGAGAAGAGUGAGGAAAAGGAGGAGGAGGGGGACGAAAGAGAAGAGGAGGAGGAGGUGGAGGGGGAUGAGAGGAGCGACAAAGAGAGGAAAGAGCUGCAAGAGUCGGCCUCUGUUGCCAUCAGGUGGGCCUCUGUUGCCAUCAGGUGGGCCUCUGUUGCCAUCAGAGGUGUUGGCAACGAGCUUGGGUGCAGAGGUGUUGGCAACGAGCUUGGGUGCAGAGGUGUUGGCAACGAGCUUGGGUGCAGAGGUGUUGGCAACGAGCUUGGGUGCAGAGGUGUUGGCAACGAGCUUGGGUGCAGAGGUGUUGGCAACGAGCUUGGGUGCAGAGGUGUUGGCAACGAGCUUGGGUGCAGAGGUGUUGGCAACGAGCUUGGGUGCAGAGGUGUUGGCAACGAGCUUGGGUGCAGAGGUGUUGGCAACGAGCUUGGGUGCAGAGGUGUUGGCAACGAGCUUGGGUGCAGAGGUGUUGGCAACGAGCUUGGGUGCAGAGGUGUUGGCAACGAGCUUGGGUGCAGAGGUGUUGGCAACGAGCUAGGGUGCAGAGGUGUUGGCAACGAGCUUGGGUGCAGAGGUGUUGGCAACGAGCUUGGGUGCAGAGGUGUUGGCAACGAGCUUGGGUGCAGAGGUGUUGGCAACGAGCUUGGGUGCAGAGGUGUUGGCAACGAGCUUGGGUGCAGAGGUGUUGGCAACGAGCUUGGGUGCAGAGGUGUUGGCAACGAGCUUGGGUCGCUGCCGGGAAAGGGGUUGAGUGCGGUGCAGCAAGGUGCGGGGGUGCUUGGGGGGGUGCGCGUGCUGGUGGUGGACGAUGCGGCUGUGAAUCUGCUGGUGGCGCGCCGCACUCUCACUCGCAGCGGCGCCACCGUCGCCACCGCAGCCAGCGGGGAGGAGGCGCUGCGGCAAGUCAAGCUCGCCCUGGGCCUGGGGGGCAGCGCACACCCUGUGGAGCCUGGCUUGGGAGGCGCUGCAGAGGCGGUGGAGGGGCAUGUGCAUGUGGUUCUCAUGGACCUGCAGAUGCCCCUCAUGGACGGGUUCGCAGCCACAGAGGCCAUACGGCACACGAACAACUACUAUCCAUCUCAGACCUCCUGUCUCUCCUCUCCCAUGCCUCUGCCCGUUCCUCGCUGCAAUCCCCCACAGGUUCGCAGCCACAGAGGCCAUACGAGCACACGAGCAAGCGCUGCUGCUUCAUCUGAGUGGACUCAAAAGCACUCUCCACUCCCAUGCCUCUGCCCGUUCCUCGCUGCAAUCCCCCUCACGUACGCAGCCACAGAGGCCAUACGAGCACACGAACAAGCGCUGCUGCUUCAUCCCACAUCCCCGACAGAAGCUGCAGACAGAACAGCAACGGAACACACACAAUCAAGCUCGCAAGGUUCGAAAGCCCCCACCAUCCCUCAGGGCGCAAUCAGGCAUGCAAGGCUCCUCAUAGUGGCGCUCACAGCAGAUGUGGAUGAUGAGGUCACGCGGCGCUGCCGUGGCUUUGAUGGCGUUCUGCAGAAGCCUGUCGACCCGAAGCUGCUCUCGCAGCUGCUGCUGCGGCUUGGAUUGCCGAGGCUGUGCGCGCCGGGUCUAGGCCAGAGCAGUUCGUUCGCAUCUCCCAUUUGUUGA